Aspergillus homomorphus CBS 101889 is the source of this 720-nucleotide messenger RNA. RefSeq names its product ubiquitin carboxyl-terminal hydrolase. NCBI's taxonomy places the organism in Eukaryota, Fungi, Ascomycota, Eurotiomycetes, Eurotiales, Aspergillaceae. The record is from RefSeq and is a predicted model, not a curated record. Gene Ontology annotation, cellular component: cytoplasm. Gene Ontology annotation, molecular function: cysteine-type deubiquitinase activity. Gene Ontology annotation, biological process: ubiquitin-dependent protein catabolic process; protein deubiquitination. The transcript is spliced from 2 exons. Bases 1 to 720 code for a protein of 239 amino acids.
AUGGAUAGGAAGACAUGGUCAAUGCUUGAGAACAAUCCCGAUGUAAUGAACCAAUUGUCAGCGAAGUUGGGUCUAUCUUCCGAGCUCCAGUUCUACGACGUCUACUCCCUGGAUGAACCCGAACAACUCGCGCAUAUUCCUCGACCUGCUCUGGCUCUGCUGGUCAUCAUUCCACUUACACCCGCUUGGGAUCAAAGCCGCAAGGCCGAAGACGCUAACAGAGAACCAUACACUGGCUCUGGACCUGACGAGCCAGUCAUUUGGUUCAAGCAGACCAUCGGUCACGCCUGCGGCUCGAUUGGUCUGCUCCAUAGCCUGAUCAACGGUCCGGCUGUCGACUUCAUCAAGCCUGAUUCCGAUCUCGCAGCGAUACGCAGCCUCGCCAUACCCCUGGAUAUGACCAAACGCGCCGAACUGCUAUACAACAGCGAGCCAUUUGAACUUGCCCACAAGUCGGUUGAGCAGGCUGGCGACAGCUAUGCAGAUCCGACGGAUGCGCGUGAGGGUGGGCAUUUUGUGAGUUUUGUCAAGAGUGGUGGCAAGCUCUGGGAGCUUGAGGGGUCGAGGAAGGGUCCGCUGCAGAGAGGAAGUCUUGCCCCUGAUGAGGACGUUCUCAGUCCACGAGCGCUUGACAUGGGGAUCAAGAAGAUCAUCAAGUUGAACAUGGAUGGAGAAGAGGACUUUCGGGUUAGCUGCAUUGCUUUGGCUCGCAGGUCUUAA